CGCGCGCCGCGGCUCGUGGUUCUCGCUGAGGGACGACGCGGCGGCCGGGAGAUGGACGUGGGGGCUGCGGAAACCGGGGAUGGAGGGAGCACCAGCCAGGCGGCGGGCGCCGCCGGCCUCUGCCUGCAGCUUGACUUGGAGGACACCGACUCAUCCAAGAAGGCUCAAAUAACCGAGAUGCCAUCCCCAUUUGGAGCGGGCCAGGCUCACGAGAAGAAGAUUGGCCACAGGAGAGUCGAUGCCUCCGGAGAGACAACCUACAAGAAAACCACCUCGUCGGCCUUGAAAGGGGCCAUCCAGUUGGGAAUUGGUUAUACUGUUGGCAACCUCAGCUCCAAGCCCGAGAGAGAUGUGCUCAUGCAGGACUUCUAUGUGGUUGAAAGCAUUUUCUUUCCAAGCGAAGGCAGCAACCUCACCCCCGCCCACCACUUCCCAGACUUCAGGUUUAAAACCUACGCCCCCGUGGCCUUCCGCUACUUCAGAGAGCUGUUUGGGAUCCGACCCGAUGACUACCUGUACUCGCUGUGCAAUGAGCCGCUGAUCGAGCUGACGAACCCCGGAGCGAGUGGCUCCAUUUUCUACGUAACCCGAGACGAUGAAUUCAUCAUCAAAACCGUCCAGCACAAGGAGGCCGAGUUUCUACAGAAGCUUCUCCCCGGAUACUACAUGAACCUGAACCAGAACCCCCGGACUUUGCUGCCGAAGUUCUUUGGGCUUUAUUGCAUCCAGUGCGGGGGCAAGAACAUCAGGAUCGUCGUGAUGAACAACAUUUUGCCGCGCUCGGUCCGCAUGCACCUUAAGUUCGACCUGAAGGGCUCCACAUACAAGAGGCGGGCGUCCAAGAAAGAAAGAGAGAAGUCCAAACCCACUUUUAAAGACCUGGACUUUCUGAGUGACGUUCCUGAGGGCCUCAUUCUGGAUCAGGACACUUACAAUGCUGUGGUCAAAACCCUGCAGAGAGAUUGUCUGGUCCUGGAGAGUUUUAAGAUCAUGGACUACAGUUUGCUGCUUGGUGUCCACAAUAAGACCCAGGCAGACAGGGAGCAGCAGGCCCAGGGCUCCCCUGCAGCCGGUGGGGAUGAAAAGAAGCCCGCAGGUCAGAGAGCGUUGUAUUCCACCGCCAUGGAGUCCAUACAGGGAGGCUCCACCUGCAGGGACACGCUGGACCAGGACGACACAAUGGGUGGCAUUCCAGCCAGGAGUGGAAAGGGAGAGCGCCUCCUGCUGUUUAUAGGGAUCAUUGACAUUUUGCAGUCCUACAGACUGAUUAAGAAACUGGAGCACUCUUGGAAGUCUCUCAUCCAUGAUGGUGACACAGUGUCAGUUCACAGACCCGGCUUCUAUGCAGAGAGAUUCUUCAAAUUCUGCACCUCAGCUGUCUUCAAGAAGAGCAGCUCCCUGCGAUCAUCCCCGUCGAAGAGGGGACGAGGAGUCCUCAUGUCCAAGUCCAGCGCCGGAGCCAGCCAGCGUCCGUCACUGACUGAGGAACGGCAGGAAAACCUGGACAACCUGGAAAACCUCAGAGGUGCUCGCAACUUCCCCCUGCUGGAGGACAAUGGGAAAGAGCCACCGUGCACUCCUCCAUCCUUCGAAGAUGCAACCACGGCUUCUAUUGCAACCACUCUGUCGUCCAACAACUCCCUCCCCACCACGCCGUUCGACACGCCGGAGCAUCCGCGCUACAGGAGGCAGACGCACUCCCCAAACAUGGCCAGAUCACAAAAGGAAGUAGUUGAGGUUCACGGUGAAAGACAAGACACUAUAACAGUGGAGGUGGAGCUCAGUAAAAUCCCAAAGAGCACGGAGCUCACGCAGAGGACAGAGAAGCUCUCUCCAAGCCACCUCUCACCCGACCGUCAUCCACCUCGCGCUGUUCCGUCAUCCUCCCCUCCCUCCGCGAGUCCGUCCACUCCGCAUUCCUCCUCCACUCUUCCUCCCUCCUUCCCGUCGUCCUCCUCCACGGCUCAGUCUGCCGGCCAGUCAUCGGCCACGCUUUCCUCAUCCAUCCGUCCCUCCACCAAGCCGCUCACCUCUCCCACGGCGGCCCAGACUCUCUCCUCUCCCGGCGCUCAUCCGGCCGCCCUUCUCGUCCACCCCAGCUCCGCCCCGGACGCCUCGGCUCUCCCCGCCGCCUCGGCGUUCACGCCCAUCUGCCCCGCUUCCCCUCGCUCCUCCGCCCACAGCUCCACUCAUCAGCUUCCCUCGACGCCCCCCUCCUCCGUCCCUCCGAGCCCGCAGGUGAACCAGCAGGCGGCGCACAUGUCCCGCAACCAGCUGUCUGUGUCCAGCAGCCACAACUCCCUGGACGGGGAAGUCCAGGUUUCGGACAUUUACUUUUAUGCAGAUGGCAGAUAUUGGGUGUACUCUCCAGUUCUUGGCCGCCGUAAGCUAAACUCUAGCUCAAGUUACAAUCAGACUCAGGAGGACCGGGGCUGGGUGUACUCUCCUCUGCACUGCAGCUCAGACUCAAGAAGGGGCUCCGAUGGGGAGAGUGAGACAUAACUCCAGAGCGGAGGCAGGAGUGAUGAUGAGAACCAGAGGCCGUCUCCGUGGGCUAAAGCUGUGAGGUUUUAAAAAAUAAACCACCAAGACCAGGACACUAUGAAGUUUUAAUGCUGGUUUCCUCAUGCUGCAUGUGGAAGUGAGCUUUGCCAACUGCAAAAAAAAAA
This is a messenger RNA of Salarias fasciatus (jewelled blenny), 2669 nucleotides long. Its product is annotated as phosphatidylinositol 4-phosphate 5-kinase type-1 gamma-like. The transcript is spliced from 18 exons. Gene Ontology annotation, cellular component: plasma membrane. The record is from RefSeq and is a predicted model, not a curated record. Gene Ontology annotation, molecular function: 1-phosphatidylinositol-4-phosphate 5-kinase activity. The coding region runs from base 52 to 2502 and encodes 816 amino acids. NCBI's taxonomy places the organism in Eukaryota, Metazoa, Chordata, Actinopteri, Blenniiformes, Blenniidae. Gene Ontology annotation, biological process: phosphatidylinositol phosphate biosynthetic process.